Panicum hallii is the source of this 1201-nucleotide messenger RNA. Its product is annotated as PHD finger protein ALFIN-LIKE 6. The transcript is spliced from 5 exons. Gene Ontology annotation, molecular function: histone binding; transcription coregulator activity; transcription cis-regulatory region binding. Gene Ontology annotation, cellular component: nucleus. Gene Ontology annotation, biological process: regulation of DNA-templated transcription. Bases 1 to 771 code for a protein of 256 amino acids. Lineage: Eukaryota; Viridiplantae; Streptophyta; Magnoliopsida; Poales; Poaceae. The record is from RefSeq and is a predicted model, not a curated record.
AUGGACGGCGGGGGCUCCGGGGCGGCGCCGUACGCGGCGCGCACCGCGGAGGAGGUCUUCCGCGACUACCGCGCCCGUCGCGCCGGCAUGAUCAAGGCCCUCACCACCGAUGUGGACAAGUUCUUCAAGCUCUGCGACCCCGAAAAGGAGAACUUGUGCCUUUAUGGGUAUCCCAAUGAGACGUGGGAGGUUACCUUGCCAGCUGAGGAAGUGCCCCCAGAGAUCCCUGAGCCAGCAUUAGGAAUCAACUUUGCUAGGGAUGGCAUGAAUGAGAAGGACUGGCUGGCGCUAGUUGCAGUUCACAGCGAUUCCUGGUUACUGUCUGUUGCAUUCUACUUUGGUGCCCGGUUUGGGUUUGACAAAGAAGCUAGGAGGCGACUCUUUAGCAUGAUAAACAACAUGCCUACAAUAUUUGAGGUAGUGACAGGAUCGGCCAAGAAGCAGACAAAGGAGAAGACGCUUAACAGUAGCAGCAAGAGCAACAAGCCUAGUUCAAAAGUGCAGUCAAGAGCUGAGUCUCGUUCAAAGGCCAAGGUCCCCAAAGAUGAAGAAGAGAGUGGCGAUGAUGAUGGGGAUGAGGAGGCAGAAGAGCACGACAACACCCUGUGUGGAACUUGCGGAACCAACGAUGGCAAGGACCAGUUCUGGAUCUGCUGUGAUAACUGCGAGAAGUGGUACCAUGGCAAGUGCGUCAAGAUCACGCCUGCCCGAGCUGAGCAUAUCAAGCAGUACAAGUGCCCGGAUUGCACCAACAAGAGGGCGAGGGCGUGAGUAACCGAGCAGCAAGCAUCGGCGGACUUGUUUGGAGGAAAUCAUCUCCUGGCGCAGAGAUCAUCCCUAGAUAUGGUGUAGUUUCCCUAGCCUGUAAACCCGUGUUUCUAUUUAUGGCUAUAUCUGUUGAUUAGUUGUUCCGACCCUAGCUGUGUGUCUAAAACGUGGCAUGUUUCUUGUGUUGAGUUGUUGACUUGAGCCUUUCUCUAGUAUGUAAACGUUGUCACUGAAGCUACCUCUCAACUGACCAUUUCUUCAUUAUUGGUGCCGUGCACUUGGUAGCACUGAGUAGUGACUAGUGACUGUAGUCUCUGUUCCCAGUUCCCAGCACAUCUGCUUGUGCGUGGCCAGGAUUUGUACCGGGGGUUCUGAAUUGCAGAAAUCUGUAUCUUACUGUGCAAGUAUGUUGGUACAUGAAUUGUCAAAAGCA